AUGUCAAACGAGAAACAAGCAGACAUGUCGAAACUCUCUACGUCGCUGAAAGCGCUCAUCAAUGCGCCGUUUGCUAAGCCAGGUCCUCGUCCGGCGCCGCAACAAGUGCAGGAGUUGUAUGAGGCCAUCGCAAAUGAUGCUGCGAUUAGGAACCUCGGCCCAAAGUCGUGGCUAACAGUCUCUGCUGCUGCGACAUUUACGCUCAACUCUCCCGAUUCAUUACCUGUUCUUCAUCGCGUCGCGUCCGCAAAAGAUCCCAACUCUGCCGUCCAGAAUGCCGAGUUCAUCCGAGAAGUCGGCCUCAAGUGCAUCAGCUUCAACGGCAUCCCACGAACGAUCAAUUCCCUAAACGCCUUCCACGCAUCGCUCCCCGAAGACGUAACUUCCAAACUCUCCACGAAACCAAGCCGACAACGGUCCUCGCAAAACAUCGACGAGGGCGUUGGCGCGCGACCAUACGAGGAUAAGCUCUUCGAGAAGCUGGCGCUCGCGCAUCCCGAUCUACCCGUUUAUAUCCUAAGCAGUCAUUACUCUGCUCUUCUGUCCGAUCCUCCUGCUUCGCAGCGCGAUACACUUGCUAGUCUUGGACGGGUUCAUACCUCUAUGAUUGCUAUUUCUUGUCUACGGGCGCAGACUGGUGUUGGACCGCAGGUGCUGUCGCAUGUGUUUGGUUUGAGAAAGGCGCUUGAGGAUGGGUCGUAUAAGAAUGAUCAGGAUGGAGAGAGUGAAGAGGCGGUGCAGUAUUUGGCUAGUGAUGAGGGUGGGCAUUGGAUCUUGAAUACGGUGGAUAAGAUUGUUGAGGCCAUUGGUGGAAGCAGCUUUGCGCCGGGCAGAGAUUCGAAGCUGUGA
Messenger RNA from Fusarium verticillioides 7600, 849 nucleotides. RefSeq lists its product as hypothetical. The coding region runs from base 1 to 849 and encodes 282 amino acids. The transcript is spliced from 3 exons. The record is from RefSeq and is a predicted model, not a curated record. NCBI's taxonomy places the organism in Eukaryota, Fungi, Ascomycota, Sordariomycetes, Hypocreales, Nectriaceae.